Messenger RNA from Cyphellophora attinorum, 1575 nucleotides. Its product is annotated as putative amino-acid permease. Bases 1 to 1575 code for a protein of 524 amino acids. The transcript is spliced from 5 exons. Gene Ontology annotation, molecular function: transmembrane transporter activity. Gene Ontology annotation, cellular component: membrane. Lineage: Eukaryota; Fungi; Ascomycota; Eurotiomycetes; Chaetothyriales; Cyphellophoraceae. Gene Ontology annotation, biological process: transmembrane transport. The record is from RefSeq and is a predicted model, not a curated record.
AUGGAAGCACUACACAUAGCCAGCAAAGAUGGCUCAAACGUCAAGGUAUCAGGCAAUGAUGCCGGUUCGCCAAAGAUCUUCGACGAGGGCGUCAGCAAUGUGCCCGCGAAAUACAGAGGAACAGAUGCGGACAAAAGAGAUAUGACAAACUUGGGCAAGAAGCAGGUGCUUCGCGUGAGUAUUCGUUCGCAAGGCAAGCGCGACAAAGCUAAUGUCGUCGCAGCGGAACUUCAGCUUCAUAACCAUGCUCGGAUUUGCUUGCACCUGCGUGGCCAGCUGGGAAGAUACCUGUACUUCCCUCUCAUUGACGGAGGAACACCUCUGUACUUCUGGGGUUUCUUGGGGUGCGUACUUUGCCAGACUCUGGUCUACGCCAGUCUGUCGGAAAUGGCCUCGAUGUCACCCACAGCAGGCGGGCAAUAUCACUGGGUUUCCGAAUUCGCACCACCUCGCUAUCAGAAAGUGCUCAGCUACUACUCCGGAUGGCUCACAGCUAUCGGCUGGCAGGUCUACCUUGCCAGCGUGUGCUACCUCGUUGGCACACUCAUCCAAGGAAUGAUUGUACUCAACAACCCCGACUACGUCUUCGAGCGGUGGCACGGUACCCUUUUGACAAUCGCUAUCGUCUUGUUCACGAUCACCUUCAACACCGCGCUUGCAAAUCGGCUGCCUAUUAUUGAGGGCAUGAUUCUGAUUCUGCACAUCCUUGGAUUUUUCGCCGUCAUCAUUCCUCUCUGGGUCAUGGCCCCACGGCGAUCAACCGACGACGCUCUAUUCAAUUUCGUAAAUGCAGGAGGUUGGUCAAGUACAGGUCUCUCGGCCAUGAUUGGGUUGCUGGCUCCUAUGUCAGUUCUGGUCGGUUACGAUUGCGCCGUACACAUGGGUGAGGAAAUCAAAGACGCUUCCAUCACUCUUCCACGCGCCAUCAUGGGCUCGUUGGUGGUCAAUUCGACCCUCAGUCUCAUCGUCAUUGUCACGAUCUGUUACUGCCUGGGCGACGCAGAGACUGUCGCAGCCUCGGCCACAGGCUAUCCAUUCAUUGAGAUGAUCUUUCAGGGCACCCGAUCGACUGGCGGGACAACAGUCAUGGUUGCGAUCGUCACGAUCAUGCUUGCAGCUUGCGGCGUCACGGAAGUUGCAGCUGCAUCGCGACAGAUCUGGCUUUUGCCCGUGAUCAAGGAUUGCCCGGCCACCGUUGGCUCAGCCGCUCUGGUCAACCUCGGUUCCGCUGUGGCUCUGAACGCAAUCACGUCGCUGGGCGCCGUUGCUGUGCUUCUCUCAUAUUUCCUGACCAUCGGAACUUUGAUCCACCGCAGGCUCAGGGGUCCACCAUUGCCACCGAGACGAUGGUCCCUGGGCAAAUUUGGCCUGGCUAUCAACAUUGGUGCACUAGCCUGCCUUGCGCCAAUCAUCUUCUUCUUGACCUGGCCACUAGCCACACCAGUCACACCAGCCUACAUGAAUUGGUCAACGACAAUGCUUGGCGGCACGUUGUUGAUUGCCACCAUCUACUACUUUGCGAAGGCUCGGAAGGAGUACGUUGGGCCAUCAGUGUUCAUCAAACGCGAGAUGUAA